GGAAAAACCCUCUAGGCCGUUUACGGGGAGGGGCGGGGCCAAGACAUCGGUCGCUCGGCGCUCCUCUAGGCAUCUGGUCGCGAUCAGUCGAGCUGCGAGCGAUCGAUGCUCCUCACGCAAGCUGACCGCUGAGAGCCGCCGCGCUGCGACCAAGCGGAACAAGUUGUCGCCAGCCCCGGGUCAACUUGACCCCGUCCAAACGCUGGAGAGGUCCCGCCUCCUCAAGCUUCCGCCGUUUCUCAGCACGGCUACCUUUGGGACCGAGCUUCCAGCACUUGAAGCUUUGGGGGACGGACCACCUCCACCCCACAGCAGACGUCCCAGCUGUCGGCAUGAGACCCGCAGCGUGAGGCAGGUGCUGUCUGACUGAGCUGCCUGGGCCACAUGGCGGAAGGUCCCCGGGGGCCUGGAGAUGCCCUCUGGGAGGCCCUCCUGGCGCUCCUGCCGCCCAUGAGGGAGGAGCUGAAGCUGGACGUCGGCGAGAAGGUGGACAGAGGCGCAGCGCUGCUGGUGCAGCAGGCGGUGGAGCUGUUCCUUGGGGGCCGGCAGGCCGAGUGCCUGCAGGCCAGCGAGGCCAUGCUGGACUACACCUGGGAGAAGCUCAACGCCGGGCCAUGGCAGGCCGUGGACAGGGCCUGGCGGCAGGUGUAUGCCCUUGGGUGCCUCCUGAAGACACUGUGCCUGUGCCAGCCGCCCCGGGAGGCCACCGCUGUGGCUGCAGCUCUGCGAGUGUGUGACAUGGGCCUGCUGAUGGGUGCAGCCAUCCUCGGGGACGUCCUCGUCAGGGUCGCGGCUGUCCUGCAGGCGCACUUGGUGGCUGAGAAGAGGCCUGACCGAAGUCCGCGCCGGGAGCUGCCCAGCACAAAGAGAGCGAGGUAUGACCACAUUUCUGCUCCAGAUGUGCAGUUGGAAAGAGCCGUGCCCCGGCUCCACCGUCCCUCCCUCCAGCACUUCCGGAAGCACUUUCUGCUUCCCGGGAGGCCUGUGGUCUUGGAGGGUGUGGCUGACCACUGGCCCUGCAUGAGGAAGUGGAGCGUGGAAUACGUCCGGGAGAUCGCUGGCUGCCGCACUGUCCCCGUGGAGGUUGGGUCCAGGUACACGGAUGAGGACUGGUCACAGACCCUUAUGACUGUCAGCGAGUUCAUCAGCAAGUACAUCGAGAGUGAGGCGGGGGACGUUGGGUACCUGGCUCAGCACCAGCUUUUUGACCAGAUCCCGGAGCUCAAGGGCGACAUCAGCAUCCCCGACUACUGCUGCCUGGGCAGUGGGGAGGAGGAGGAGAUCACCAUCAACGCCUGGUUCGGCCCCCCCGGGACGGUGUCCCCACUCCACCAGGACCCCCAGCAGAACUUCCUAGCCCAGGUGAUGGGGAGGAAGUACAUCCGGCUGUACUCGCCGCAGGACUCGGAGGCCCUGUACCCUCACGAGACGAACCUGCUUCACAACACCAGCCAGGUUGACGUGGAGAACCCCAACCUGGAGAAGUUCCCCAAAUUUGCUGAGGCCCCCUUCAUGUCGUGCAUCCUGGCUCCUGGAGAGAUCCUGUUCAUCCCGGUUAAACACUGGCAUUAUGUGCGGGCUCUGGAUUUGAGCUUCUCAGUCAGCUUCUGGUGGUCCUAGCCAGAAGAGUGGGGAGGGCCUGGAAACACCCACAGUGCACUCACUGCAGCCUGCGAUUAAGGAUGACAGGCCCAGGAGGUGGCCAGGGCACGGACGCCUCACUGUCCAGGGCAGUCCAGGUGCAAGGGGGCGUGCAGGACCAGCAGCCCGCUCUGGGCCAGGCGCCUGUGGCCAAGCAAGGCAGGGAGGAGCCGGGACCCUGGCACGCAGCCCACCAGAGGUUGGACACCCCGAAGCUGGUGAGGGGGCAGCAGUUGGAAAAUGCAGGCACUGAGUGCACCCACUGGGCUCCAACCUUUUCUGUCGCUGACCUGACCCAGUCCCCUCCCUGCAGUGUCUGUGUCUCUUCUGGAAGCAGGGGCAGUGCUGUCCUCAUGUGCCAUGUGCCUGUGAGCAGCAGAGCUGCUGUCACCAUCCCACUAUCCCAGUUACAAAGAGCACUUUGUAUUUUCACUUUCUUAUCACUGCCCCCGCCCCCGCCCACCUGGCCUGCAGGCUCAGGAGAGGCAAGCGCAGCCCUGGGGCAGGAGGAUGGGGCUUAUUGCCUACAGCAGAGGGAGGUUAUGGGCUCCCCUGGGCGCCCGCACCCAGCAUCAGCCCUCCCUGCACCUGGAGCUUCCUCCUGCCCUUCCUGUUCCUGUCCAGAGGGCGUACCUACUCCAGGGGGGCCUACGCUUCAGGCUGUGUGCAAAGGUUGGUUUGUGUUGGCCUCUGAGUAAAGACAGGAGGUCCGCCCGCCAAUGGGCAGGAAAGUUUCUCCCCAUGGUCUGGGAGAAUCAGUCGGGUGGACAUUUCUCAGAAGUGCCUGGGUAUUGACACCCUGGCAUGCACCAAGUGACCAUGAAAUAAAGAGGAAUUCAUUCCAGAACAAUCACAGUAGGAGAAAUCAAAGCCAAAAGCCCCUACAAAUUACUUUAUGGAAACUUUAUUGUCUUUAAAAACUUCAUAUAAAUAUGAUAAAAUGUUAGUCCUUUUCA
Messenger RNA from Heterocephalus glaber (naked mole-rat), 2597 nucleotides. The record is from RefSeq and is a predicted model, not a curated record. NCBI's taxonomy places the organism in Eukaryota, Metazoa, Chordata, Mammalia, Rodentia, Bathyergidae.